This is a messenger RNA of Mucor velutinosus, 1434 nucleotides long. It is a transcript of the gene WDR6, whose product is annotated as WD repeat-containing protein 6. The record is from RefSeq and is a predicted model, not a curated record. The coding region runs from base 1 to 1434 and encodes 477 amino acids. Lineage: Eukaryota; Fungi; Mucoromycota; Mucoromycetes; Mucorales; Mucoraceae. The transcript is spliced from 3 exons.
AUGGAAGACGUAAACGACUACUUUAAACUGGAUUAUCCACCCUUUUUUACCAACAUUGAUUGGAAUGAAAACGCAUCUACCAACAAUACGUUUAUACCCAUGGAAUUUGAUCAGCAAAAGAUACCGCCCUCUUAUCAGCACCAGCCGUUUCAGAGAAGACGUAGCUCGUCUGUUGAUUUGCCCAUCAAUCCACUCUACUCGAAUACCAACAGAUACAUGAUGGGGAACAACGAAACGACUAUACACGAAGAAGAGCCUCAGCUUCAUCCCACUCUCAAAGUCGGUUCAUCUGCCACACUUGAAUUUCCAGCAAGCAAUAACAAUUUCAAUUUUAACAAUUUGUUUGUGAAUGCAAACGCAGAUGGCUCUCCUUCCCUAUCCACAUGCUCAUCCACUAAUAAUGAUGAAAACAUGAUAUCACCUCCUCUUAGUCAAGCGCCGUUAGUAGCAGCAGCAGCAGCAGCACCACAUCCUCAGCAACAACGACAGCAGCAGCAACAGCAGCCAUUACCACAACAAACUCAGAAGAAAGCAUCUCCUCCACCUCCAUCUCAAGCAUCUCAACAACAAACAAUCACCUUUUUCCCUGAAUUGCAUCGUACGUCUUACAACACUAUUCUAGGCAAGCAGUUGAAACAACAUCAAAAGAGAAGACGAUCCUCAUCACUACCACCUGCUUUCCAUAGCAACAAGACAACCAAACCCACGCCAUUGAUCUUCACUCAAAUCCAGGUAACAGAUCCUACACCUAUCCAUCAUACCCAAAAAGCUGCCAAAGUAGACACUCGUCCUAUCGCCAUUGAAAGAGUGCCCAAGAAGGAGAAAGUAGUGGCUCCUGUGAUAUCCGAUCCUGUUGAAAAGCAAAAGAAACUAGAUGACCAGUUGAUCAAACUGAAUUUUGAAGACGUUACAGUGGCGGAACUCAAGGAGAUGUUGAGGGAGCGUGGUUUCUCUAGUUCAGGCAAGAAGGCUGUAUUGACAGAUCGACUGAGAGAGGCUCGCGAUGUGUUGCUUGGUAUUCAGCCAAAGAAGCAACAGGCACCUGCUGUGUCUGCGUCGCCUGCCAUUCAAGGGAUGGCGGACAUGACGAUCCAUUCACCUUGUCCACCUACCAUGAUGUUUUCGCCCAUGCAAGACACCAUCAUCUACCCUUCAGAAGCACAUUACCAAUAUCAACCCUCUUCAACGAUUGCAGAGCAACCCGUCAACGACUUGGACAUCAAUGACUUGUUUGAUUUUGAUACCAUGCUGGAUGGCAAUGCUAUUCUGUUUCCACCCUCCUCUGCCUCACCACAAGCACCACACUUGCAACAACAACAACAACAACAACAACAACAACAACAACAACCACAACAACCACAGCAACACACAAAUCAAUGGGAAUCGGAUUGGGAUCAAGACAAACUGGAUCAUUUUUUGACUGAAUUAGUUUAA